This is a messenger RNA of Phycodurus eques (leafy seadragon), 2016 nucleotides long. RefSeq names its product F-box only protein 40. The transcript is spliced from 3 exons. The coding region runs from base 1 to 2016 and encodes 671 amino acids. Lineage: Eukaryota; Metazoa; Chordata; Actinopteri; Syngnathiformes; Syngnathidae. Gene Ontology annotation, molecular function: zinc ion binding; protein binding; ubiquitin protein ligase activity. The record is from RefSeq and is a predicted model, not a curated record. Gene Ontology annotation, cellular component: cytoplasm.
AUGAAAAGCUGUGACAAUGGCGCCCCGUCCGGACCCUCCUAUCGUGGUCCAGUCCGGUCUAUUUAUAAAGAGCAGACGCGGUGCAAGAGGAGGAUGCCAGCGGUCCGCCACGAGCACUGCGAGCGGUGUUACGCCGUCCACUGCCAGGCACCACCGCGGGUCUCCGUUGGCUGCAUGGUCAUCCGAUGCCCCAACGACUGCGGCGCCUUCCUGCAUGCUUGCAAGGAAGAUGAGCACCGCCUCCUGUGCCCAAACGAAACGGUGACCUGCCUCAACUCCGACUACGGCUGCCCGAUGAGCAUGCCGCGUCACCGGCGGGCCCCCCACCUGGAGGCCUGUCCCGCCAGCGUGGUCGGUUGCUCACAGGAGUGGAACCGCUGGCCCGUUCCUGACAACGACCUGACUUUCUACAGGAACGUGUCCCAACAAAGCGAGGGCCACCUUGAUGUCGCCUUGGCGCUGAGGGAUCAAGAGCUGCUGUUUAAGUCUAUCAAGAUGAAGAGCAUUUUCCCUGAGUUGACAUUGACGGAUCCUCGGGAAUUAGAUGUUGGGGUCGCAAAUAGAGAUUCAUGUUUAGCCUCUGGUGGAUGUACACAAAAUGACUCCAUGGGGGUAGGGGAAGGGGAACCAAGUGAUGUGGCAAGGGAUGUGCUGAACGUGGAAAGUCUUCAGAACUACAACUCCUGGGACAGAAUAUUUAAGAAGGAGAUGAACGGGUGCGAGCAGACCAGCAAGAAUGUAGCGAAAGAAACGGAGCGCGGAAUGAAAAUUGACCCAACUGGGGAAAGUUCCUCAUGCGGGAACGGGGUAUCUGGGCUGGCGCCAUGGCAGGAAGGUGUCCUGGAGAGGUUAGGUAAGGAGGCCAACAUUAGCGAGUACAACAUGUACCUGGCGCACAACGGAGCCAUGCUCAUCAACUUUGGACAGCUCGCCGCCUGCACCCCGAGAGAAAGGGACUUCGUUUACGGGAGCCUGGAACCCAUCGACGUGAAGUCCGUCCGCUCCUUCAACAUUCCCAGCAGCUAUCGAGCCAAGCGCUGCCACCUGAAGGACCCCAGUCGCAGGAUCAUGGUUGUGCACCAGAGCGUGGACACUGUGGACCUAGGCGUCUCUGCGGAGAACCUCCCGAAGUGCGACGAGGUGGGCGCCGCACUGCUGUGCUGUCUGGAGAAAGAAUUCAAAGGGCAUCUCAUUUCAGAGAGCACCGGCACGGACGGGCUGUACGUCAACGUUGGGACACAAACGUACGACUUUGAUUCUGCGCCGUUCCCAGCUGAGGCGUCGCUCGCCGACGUCGUCGCCGACAAACCGCAGUUUCUGCACGUCUGCACCGAAGUCGAGUCGGUCACUAGGCGACACAACAAGACAAGCUCGGCCUUCAGCUACAGGUGCGGCCUCUUCUUCCGGCGUGACGAAUACCCCUCGCACUUCAGGAAUGUCCACUCCGACAUCCAGGCCGGCCUCUGUGGCUGGUUCUUGCAACGUUGCCCCCUGGCAUACCUUGGCUGCACUUUCACACAGACUAGAUUUCACCCAGACGGUCAACCAGCCAAGGUCAAAUACCACAACGGUGUCGACAAGCUGGUCAUCCGGCCAGACGUCCCCUGGGAGCUCCUUGAGGAUGUCAAAGCCUCACGUCACCCUGACCCUCUGAGCCGACUGCCCCUGGAGAUCCUCCAGCACGUCGCCGGAUACCUGGACACAUUCACCUUGUCACAGUUGUCGCAGGUGUCGCGUGCGAUGAGGGAGGCGUGCGCCACCUUGUUGCAAGCCCGAGGGAUGGUCUCCCUCAAGUGGGAGAAGAAGACGUACUCCCAUGGGGGGAGCUGCUGGAAGAGUCGGAAGAAAGUUUGGGAGUUCAGCUCGCUGUUUUGCCCGGUGGAGCGAUGGCGCUUCAGCGACGCGCCCUCCAUGGCGGACCACCUCCGAACGUGCCCCUUCUACCAGAGAGCGCAGCGCACCGAGCCCGUGGCCUUAAGGGGCCUGCAGGAGGUCAGCAGAGAGGCGAGACAAUAA